Messenger RNA from Gossypium arboreum, 1935 nucleotides. RefSeq names its product ADP-ribosylation factor GTPase-activating protein AGD7. The record is from RefSeq and is a predicted model, not a curated record. Gene Ontology annotation, biological process: vesicle-mediated transport. Bases 304 to 1689 code for a protein of 461 amino acids. Gene Ontology annotation, molecular function: GTPase activator activity. Lineage: Eukaryota; Viridiplantae; Streptophyta; Magnoliopsida; Malvales; Malvaceae. The transcript is spliced from 3 exons.
ACCCGCCACGCCAAGCUCCAAGGAGGAAUGGGCAACAAAUCUCAAAGGAACGACAUGUGUUACUGUUAAAAUAAGAAAAUUCAUACCCCUACCCCCCAAAUUGCGUAUUGCAACACAUAACUCAUUAGUCAGUCAUCUCCACCAUUGCUUGCACCCCAUUCCUUUAAUAUGUCUUCACGGUCCCUAAUCAAAAUUUAGUCUUCCAUUAUUUCUCUUUUCUUUUCUACACUCAAAUUCUUUAAUCUUUUUCCUCUCACAGAAUUUGAGUUUUGUUCCGAUCCGGCACAAAAAAGAAAAGAGAAAAUGGUCGCAAUGAGACGGUUAAGCGUCCUCCAAUCACAGCCAGGUAACAAAACGUGCGUCGAUUGUAGCCAAAGAAAUCCCACAUGGGCUUCUGUUUCCUACGGUGUUUUCAUGUGCUUGGAAUGCUCCGGUAAGCACCGUGGCUUAGGUGUCCACAUCUCCUUCGUUCGAUCUGUUACCAUGGAUUCAUGGUCCGAGAUCCAGAUCAAGAAAAUGGAGUCGGGCGGUAAUGAGAGACUCAAUUCUUUUUUAGCUCAAUAUGGGAUUCCUAAAGAAACCGAUAUUGUUACCAAAUACAAUUCCAAUGCCGCUGGUGUGUAUCGCGAUCGGAUCCAAGCACUAGCCGAGGGCCGCCCCUGGCAAGAUCCAGCCCUUGUGAGAGAGACUCUCAAUGGGGAUGGCAGUCACAAAAAGUCGUCAUUGAGCGAUAGCGAUGACUGUGGCAAAGGUAGUAGUUACGGGAAUGAUAAUGGAGGGUGGGCUAGUUGGGACUGUGAUGAUUCGUUUAGGUCUUCAAGCGAUUUGAGGAGGAACCAAUCAAUGAGUGAUUUAAGAGGACAGAUGAGUCGUUGUAGUAGAAGAGUUGUUCCGAUUAGGUCGAGGUCCACGGAGGAUAUUUACAUGCAACCUCAAUUGGAGGCUUCGGUGGCACAUAGCCAUAAUUGUUUUGCGAGGAAUGAACCCAAGUCCGAAAAGCUACCACCUUCACAAGGAGGGAAAUUUGUUGGGUUUGGAUCGAAUCAUAAGCUUAGCCAUAAGAAAAAUAAGUCUCAUGGGGAUGUCCUCUCUGUUAUGUCUCAGGGGGUUUGGAAGUUAUCUAUGGUGGCUACUUCCGCAGCUCAAACAACUGCAAAUGCCGUCCAAAUAGGAAAGGAGUUAUCCUCGAAGGCGAAGGAAGGUAGCUGUGACACAAAGGUUCACCAAACUGUUCAUGUUGUUACUACAAAAACAAGUAAGUUUGGCCAUAAAACAUGGGGAGUCAUGAAAGGGGCAGUGACAUUAGCAACACAAAAGGUUGGGAGGUUCACUAAAGAUGCAAUGACCCAAAAAAGCAAUAACUGGCAACGGAAUAAUGGUUAUUAUCAAGAGUUUAAACAAGAGAAAGGAUGUAAUUCUACUUCUAGAGGAGAAUCCUUUUCUAAUGGGAAUCAUAGUUCUUAUAGCUCAAGUUAUUGGGAUAACUGUGGUACAAAAGACAAUAAUACGAAGGGAGAUACUGAAAACGUGACUAUCACUUCUAACAACAAUGAUGAUUGGGCUACCUGGGACAAUGAUGCAAAGGAUAGUGGAUAUGAUAAUUUCCAUAAUGUUGUAUUCCAUGAGGAAACUGUUGGUCAAAAUGGAAAAUCAAACACAUGUACGUCCAGGUUGAAUGAACUGCAAUGAUAUCAGCGCCAGCCAUAAGUACUUACCACAAACCGGAACGACGCAUUCAGGGACAUUACAACGUUUUUCCACCUUAGCAAACCUGCUGAGAAAAUUGCACAUCAAUAACCGAAAUGGAUGCUUUCAUCAAAUCCAUAAUCUUUACCAAACACUUUUUCCCUUAUUCUUUUAAAAAUGUUACUCAUGUAACUUUUAGGUAAGGUUGUUGUUUUUGAAAAUAGUGGAACAUUCUUCACGACUCAAAAA